GCAGGGCUGGCACCCUUGGCGUGACACACUGUUAACCGACACUAUCUACUUGCUACUACUCUGCAUCCUCUCCUCUCCCUCCCCAUCCUCUAUCUCCAUCUCCAUCUCCCUGGCAAUGGCGUCCGCCUCCAGCACUCCCCCUCUCCUCCUCUUGGUCGCGGUGGCCCUGGCGGUGGCGACGGCGGCCGUGGACGCGCAUCAUCCGGCUCCGGGUGGCGAUGAUGACGAUCGUCAGCUCACGCCUCUCCUCCUCGCCCUCGCCGUCGUCGCCCUCCUCGUGGCCACCGUCGACGCGCAGCAGGCCACCGACGGUUUCUCCUCGGCGGCGGGCGGCGGUGGGAGGACGCUGCUGGCCAUAGACUGCCCCAAGGCGUGCGAGGCGCGGUGCGGGAAGAACUGGAAGAACGAGAUGUGCAACAAGAUGUGCAACAUCUGCUGCGGCAAGUGCAGCUGCGUCCCCUCCGGCACCGGCCAGGACACCCGCAACGAGUGCCCCUGCUACGCCAACAUGAAGAACACCAAGAACGGCAAGCCCAAAUGCCCCUAAACCUAAGCUAAACUAAACUAGCCAAGGCAAGCAUGCAAGGCGGGCUAAAAAUUAUGAUCCCAUCCAUCAAUAAUCUCCGCCGCUCGACGCUCGUGUUCAUCUUAGCCUGCCAUUUCCCUUUCCUUUUGUUGUGGAUCAUAUAGAAUCGUGUAUGCUAAUGUGCUAAUACUGUUAGUAUAAGCUGUUUAGGUCCUACUCCUAAUGAAGGGAGGAGGAGGUCAAAGAGAGGUAGACCUAAGCUCCAUCUUCUCCUCUCUUAUGUACUCAUCGUCCAUUAUGUAUCUGUAUUGCAAAAUAUCUAGUGUUGGAAGCAGUCUGGUUGGAAGAGUA
This is a messenger RNA of Triticum aestivum (bread wheat), 877 nucleotides long. Its product is annotated as snakin-2. The transcript is spliced from 3 exons. The coding region runs from base 116 to 547 and encodes 143 amino acids. NCBI's taxonomy places the organism in Eukaryota, Viridiplantae, Streptophyta, Magnoliopsida, Poales, Poaceae. The record is from RefSeq and is a predicted model, not a curated record.